This is a messenger RNA of Pseudomassariella vexata, 741 nucleotides long. RefSeq lists its product as uncharacterized. The transcript has 4 exons. Lineage: Eukaryota; Fungi; Ascomycota; Sordariomycetes; Amphisphaeriales; Pseudomassariaceae. The coding region runs from base 1 to 741 and encodes 246 amino acids. The record is from RefSeq and is a predicted model, not a curated record.
AUGUCUUCCAAGCUCUUCGCAAUUGUCAUUGGCGCUGGCACGGGUACAGGCCGCUCAUGCGCUCUUCGCUUCGCUAAAGCCUACCCAGUAGUCCUCAUGGCACGCACGCCGACCUCCUAUCAAGACACCGUGAACGAGAUCAACUCGUCAGGCGGCAAGGCCAUCGGCAUCAGCGCAGAUGCUGCCGACGUCGCGUCUAUGGACUCGGCCUUCGAAUCCAUCAAGACCGACAUGGCCGGCUUGAGGCUCGCGGCUGCAGUUUAUAAUGUGUCGGCCGGAUAUGGCGUAAAGGCGUUUCUCGAGACCAAAGUUGAGGAUUUUGAUGCUAGUGUGACGGGAAAUGCACGAGGGUUUUUCCUCUUCGCCCAGAAGACAAUGCCACUUCUCCUGGAUGCCGUCGGAGCAGGACAGUACCCACCGACCUUGAUAGCCACCGGGGCGACAGCCGCAGUUCGUGGCUCGGCCAAGUUCAGCGCCAUGGCCUCGGGAAUGUUUGCUAGACGGGCGCUCAGUCAAUCGCUUGCGCGCGAGUUCGGGCCCCAGGGAGUACACGUUGCUCACGCCAUCAUCGACGGUGGGAUUGAUGUGCCGAGAUCUAAGGGAUAUGUCAUGAAUAACGGGGUGGUGGACGGCAAGCUCUCUCCGGACGCUAUCGCUGAGAGCUACUGGCACUUACAUACGCAGCAUCGCUCGGCUUUCACUCAAGAACUCGAUAUGCGGCCAUUUGUCGAGAAGUUUUGA